Messenger RNA from Musa acuminata AAA Group (dessert banana), 1570 nucleotides. RefSeq names its product beta-glucosidase 26-like. The record is from RefSeq and is a predicted model, not a curated record. Lineage: Eukaryota; Viridiplantae; Streptophyta; Magnoliopsida; Zingiberales; Musaceae. Gene Ontology annotation, molecular function: beta-glucosidase activity. The transcript is spliced from 11 exons. Gene Ontology annotation, biological process: carbohydrate metabolic process. The coding region runs from base 14 to 1570 and encodes 518 amino acids.
UCUAUGUUCUAAGAUGUGUUCCAUCCUGUUGUCAUCUUUUGUUGUCUUCUUGCUCUUCAUCUUAUCAAUCAAUCCACGCUUCGCGGCCGGAGCCCACUCCCACCAACUAAACCGUGAUGCAUUUCCCGAGGGCUUCGUCUUCGGCACUGCAGCCUCCGCCUACCAAGUCGAAGGCAUGGCGCUCAAGGGCGGUAGGGGACCGAGCAUAUGGGAUGCAUUCGUUAGGGUUCCGGGUAUGAUUCCCAACAAUGCCACUGCUGAUGUAUCAGUUGAUGAAUACCAUCACUACAAGGAAGAUGUGGACAUCAUGAAGAAGUUCAACUUUGAUGCAUAUCGGUUCUCCAUCUCUUGGAGCAGGAUUUUUCCAAAUGGAACCGGAGAGAUUAAUUGGCAAGGCGUAGACUAUUAUGACCGGCUAAUCGACUACUUGAUACUGCAAGGCAUUACUCCCUAUGCAAAUCUCUAUCACUACGAUCUUCCAUUGGCACUUCAAAAAGAGUAUCUGGGUUGGCUGAGCCCCAAGAUAGUGGAUGCAUUUACCAACUAUGCAGACUUCUGCUUUGAGAGGUAUGGAGAUAGAGUCAAGAACUGGUUCACAUUCAAUGAGCCCAGGGUGGUGUCAGCUCUCGGUUAUGACAGUGGCUUUCAUGCCCCUGGAAGAUGUACCAACUGCAAAUUUGGUGGAAACUCAGCCACAGAGCCUUACAUCGUCACUCAUAAUCUCAUCUUAUCACAUGCAGCUGCAGUGAAGAGAUAUCGCGAAAAGUAUCAGGUAGAUCAGAAAGGCAAAAUUGGCAUUCUUCUGGAUUUCGUUUGGUACGAGCCUUAUACACACUCAGCAAAUGACGAAGCUGCGGCCCAGAGAGCUAGGGAUUUCCACCUUGGAUGGUUUCUUCACCCUCUAACAUAUGGAUACUAUCCAAAAUCAAUUCGAGAAAUUGUCAAGGACAGGCUUCCUAAAUUCACCGCUGAUCAAGUGAAGAUGGUGAAAGGUUCAUAUGAUUAUGUUGGUGUCAACCAAUACACGUCUUACUACAUGAAAGAUAAUGGAGUCACCAAUCCCAAACCUGUCAGCUACCAAGACGACUGGCACGUCGAAUUCAAAUUUGACCGAGAUGGUGUCCCGAUUGGUCCACAGGCCUACUCCGGCUGGCUCUACAUAGUUCCAUGGGGAAUGUACAAUGCUGUGACCUACGUGAAGGUAAAUUAUGGUGAUCCAAUCAUCAUCCUCGCAGAAAAUGGUAUGAAACAUUCUAUGUUCUCCUCUCUUCGUUGUUAUCAGAUCAUAGGAAUGGAUCAGCCAGGCAAUGUCACUCUACCAGAAGGUUUGCGCGACACAAAGAGGAUCAACUUCUACAAGAGCUACAUCACUGAGCUGAAGAGGGCGAUGGAUGAUGGUGCGACGGUGAUCGGAUAUUUUGCAUGGUCUCUCCUCGAUAACUUCGAGUGGAGGUUGGGUUACACUUCGAGGUUUGGUCUGGUUUACGUGGACUUUAAGACAAACAUGCGAUACCCAAAGGAAUCAGCCUACUGGUUCAAGAACAUGCUGAAGAGGGAGAAGAAUAAUUGA